Messenger RNA from Cladophialophora psammophila CBS 110553, 1056 nucleotides. RefSeq lists its product as uncharacterized. The coding region runs from base 1 to 1056 and encodes 351 amino acids. Lineage: Eukaryota; Fungi; Ascomycota; Eurotiomycetes; Chaetothyriales; Herpotrichiellaceae. The record is from RefSeq and is a predicted model, not a curated record. Gene Ontology annotation, molecular function: dioxygenase activity. The transcript is spliced from 2 exons.
AUGGUCCUUCAAACAUCCCACGGUCAAUACCCGCCCUUCGCCGAAGGCCUGCCAACCGCACCGCUGGUUUCGAUUUCUCUGCGCAAGCUCGAAGCCAACGACGAUGGGGAGUCGCACAGCUUCUUCACGGCCUCGAAGGAACUGGGCUUCUUCUACCUGGACAUGGAAGGGUCUGCGCUGGGCGAGAAGAUCGUGGCCCAGGCCGAGCAGCUGCACGCCGUGCAGAAGCAGUUUCACGCCCUUCCGAACGAGGAAAAGGAGAGAUUUUUGAGGGAGAAGCUCGACCCAUUUUUCGGAUACCGCAUCCUGGGAACCAGGGAGAUGGAGGACGGGACGGUGGUGAGGAACGAGAACUAUAAUAUGCGCAAAGAUGACUUGAUCGGCAACUGCAAACCACUUCCGUGCCCGGACCUCAUCAGGCAGAACUGGCAGCUGUUGGGCGACUACGCCCGCAACUGCCGCGCCGCCAUCGACCUGAUGUUCACGCACCUCGAGAAGAACCUGGAGCUCCCGAUCGGGACCUUGGCCAAGCUGCACCGCAUCGAGGAGCGGUCGGGCGACCACGUGCGCUUCAACAAGUCUGCGCCGGGCAAAUUCGACGAGCAGAAGGCCCGGCUGGGCGAGCACACCGACUUUGGCUCCCUGACCAUCCUCUUCAACUGGAUGGGCGGGCUGCAGAUCCGCAUGCCCGAGACCAACGAAUGGGUCUACGUGCGUCCCGUGCCUGGCUCCGCGGUGGUGAACCUCGGCGAUGCCCUGGUCAAGUUCACGGCCGGCUUGCUGCGGUCCAACGUCCAUCGCGUGGUGCCGCCGAUGCCGCCGCAGGACGGGCGCGACCGGCACAGCCUGGUGUUUUUCUCGCGGCCCGAGGACGCCGUCGUCCUGCGCCGGCUCAAGGGCGGCCUCAUCGACAAGCAGCCACAGACCCAGAAGGAAGAGAUGGAGUUGACCAGCGAGGAGUGGAUUCUUCGACGGAGCGUCGGAGAUCUGAAGGGCGUCUAUACCCACAAAGGCGGUCUGGAGCUGCGUUUUCCUUUGGUAGAAGGGAAAGCAUGA